This is a messenger RNA of Sarcophilus harrisii (Tasmanian devil), 2835 nucleotides long. It is a transcript of the gene ZNF775, whose product is annotated as zinc finger protein 775. The coding region runs from base 249 to 2096 and encodes 615 amino acids. Gene Ontology annotation, cellular component: nucleus. Lineage: Eukaryota; Metazoa; Chordata; Mammalia; Dasyuromorphia; Dasyuridae. Gene Ontology annotation, biological process: regulation of transcription by RNA polymerase II. The transcript has 4 exons. Gene Ontology annotation, molecular function: DNA-binding transcription factor activity, RNA polymerase II-specific; RNA polymerase II cis-regulatory region sequence-specific DNA binding. The record is from RefSeq and is a predicted model, not a curated record.
GCAGCGCGGGGAGGAGCCUGCUUCUCUCGGGGGCUUCAUUCCACGGCUGCAGCUUCUCCCCUCGAACGAGCCUCGGCGGCCUCGCCCUCCCUCCCCCGCCGGCGCUGGCCUGACCGGUUGGGAUCAGUUUGAGGGUACCGUUGGAGAGUAAAAGCUGACAUUAAAUCUAAUAUCCCAUCCUAUCUGUUGGCUUGGUUGGUGGCCUGCACCUUGGCAGGACAGAAAGAAGGGGUCGGCUCUAAGGAAGGAUGUGGUCCAAUCAGAGAAACAAGCUCAGAAAGGCCAUCCAAUUUUCCCAGUCCUCUGACCUAUAUGUUAAAGGACAGGGGUCAGAAUUUGUGGUAAUGACUCAAGAAGCAUCUACAGACAGAGAUUUCCCUCUGAGUUCUUGUUCAGCAGGUGACAGCAGCAUCAUGGUGAAGAUCAAAUGGGAGAAGCAGGAGUGGCUUCCCCAGGCCCUGGAGGCUCCUGCGAUUCUGCCAGAGAAGGACAAGGAGAACAUCUUCCAGCAUGCUCUGGGUCAUCCAGUUCGCCAGGCUUUGGGGAAAUCUCGAGCCCCAGGAGGGUGGGAGGAGGCCCAAGGCCCUGGCCGAAUUCCCAGUGCUCAGUGGUUGGGAGGGUCAGCUGGCCGUGGGUCCACAGCAGCCCCCACACCUCUUGGCCCACAGUUUCCAGUAGGGGAGGGACACUUUACAUGUCCAGACUGUGGGAAGAGGUUUAGUUGGUGGUCUUCACUCAAUAUCCACCAACGUACUCAUACAGGAGAGAAGCCUUAUCACUGUGGCAAGUGUGGCAAGAGUUUCAGCCAGAAGCCAAACCUAGUUCGGCACCAGAGACACCACACUGGUGAACGUCCCUUCCACUGCUCUGAGUGCGAGAGGCGCUUUAGCCAGAAACAACAUCUGCUCAAACACCAGAAGACGCACUCCCGCCCUGCAAUUCAUUCCUGCCCUGAGUGUGAGCGACGCUUCCGCCACAAAGUUGCCCUGCGUGUCCACCAGAGGACCCAUGCCCGUGACCGUCAGCUGGCCCGCGCUGAGCUGCAGAAGCUGCUCAGAGACAAGGUUACCCGGAAGCCCCGCCGGCCUCCCUCAGCAUCACGAGAACUGCCAGGGUGUCCCUGGGUGGAAGCUGGUGGAGGGUGGAGGCUGGGAUCACCUGCUAAGGCUCGGACCUCUGCUGCUGGGUCCGGGGAGCAGCGCCAGUUCAUCUGUAAUGAGUGUGGGAAGAGUUUCACGUGGUGGUCAUCUCUGAACAUUCACCAACGGAUCCAUACAGGGGAGCAGCCGUAUGCUUGCCCAGAGUGUGGGCGGCGCUUUAGCCAGAAGCCCAAUCUGACUCGGCACCUCCGUAACCACACGGGCGAACGACCCCACCUGUGCCCUGAUUGCGGCAGGGGCUUUCGUCAAAAGCAGCAUCUGCUCAAACACCAGCGCACACACCGAGUUGGGGAGAAGGCUUCCCUGUGCCCUGGUUGUGGGGAGAGCUGCCCUAGCCGGGCAGCCCUGCGAGCCCACCAGAGGGCCCAUGCUGCUGCCGAGCUGCUCCACGGGGCAGCCCUCCGGGGCCGGAUGGUGGUGGCCGUGGCCAGUGUGGAACCAGGGUCAGGCUUAAUGCCGGCUUCGGAGUAUACCCUGGGCUUCCCUCUGCAGCCACCGCCAGCUUCCCAGGCCCUGCAAGGGAACGAGCUUGUCUUGCUGGACGGAGAGCCACGCUGGGGCCGGGGCCGGGGCCGGGGCCCAGUAGGCAUGUCCCAGGCAGCAGGAGGAGCCCCUUCAUCUGGCACUGCUGAGCAGCGUCAGUUCAUCUGCAACGAGUGUGGCAAGAGCUUCACCUGGUGGUCUGCGCUCACCAUCCACCAGCGGAUUCACACGGGGGAGCGGCCCUACCCUUGCCCAGAUUGUGGGCGUUGCUUCAGCCAAAAGCCCAACUUGACUCGGCACCAGCGGAACCAUACAGGCGAGCGGCCUUAUCUAUGUGCUGAUUGUGGCAAGGGCUUCAGCCAGAAGCAGCACUUGCUUAAACACCAUCGUGUCCAUAGAGCAAGGGGCCAGGUGGUGCUUGCUGCUGCGCACAGCAUCAAGGAGGAACCUUAACGGAUGGGGCUGAGACUCAGGAAGUCUCUGUACCAGGGGAUUGUGUGCAUGUGUGUGUAGGGGAGGGGGGGGAUGGGCAGGGGUUAUAGUUGACCUACUUGCUUGGACAGAAGACCCUUGAGAGCAGUAACUUUCCUGGUUUCUUCCUGACCCUAACUCAAGAGGCAGAGUUUUCUUCAAUGCUUAGAAACUCAUCCUCUAAACAGCAGGUGGAUGAGUCCUGAAAUGACCUGGUAACUUGAGUACAGUGGGGUUGGGGUAGGCCAGGUAACAUUAACUCCAGUGAUUGACUUCUCCCUGUUUUUCUUCCCAUCCUUUUUUUUUCAGGGGACACACAGUGACUCUAGAUGGAGGUAGCAUCCUAGGGAGGAACGUUCACAAAUACUUGUAGAAGUUCAAAGGCAUGGGAAGCCUAGGAUGAAGGCCAAAUUGGUUUUAGCCAGGUACUAAUGUGGACCAUCCUGCUCUUUACUGGCCUAGAGAAUGGGUACUCCAAAGAGAAGGAGUCUCCAAAGCUACACUAAGAUGCAUCAUUAAUAUUGGAAGUCAGAAGUCUUCUAAUGAUACAGAUGGGAAGAGGGAUCUGUCCUAGCCUGUCCCACAUAGACCUGUUGGAAGGCCUGGUCCAAGAGCAGUGAGGAGGUGCCUGAUUGGGGUUUGAUACUAUAGAGCAGGGGUCCUCAAACUUUUAAAAUAGAGGGCCAGUUCACUGUCCCUCAGACUGUUGGAGGCCCGGACA